AUGGCAAAAAAAGGAGCAGGACGCAAAAGGGUUCCUAUGGAGAAGAUAGAGGACUCAAGUAAAGUUGGGGUUACCUUCUCAACACGACGGUCCGGCCUGUUUAAGAAGGCAUGUGCGGUCCGCCAUCUAUGUGACUGUCAUACCGCUAUUGUUAUCUUCUCACCGGAAAACAAAGUUUAUUCUUUUGGUGAACCCUCAGCAGAUGGGAUUUUUAAUUCCUUCAUCGACGGUGACGCUAUCCCUGCCGAAGAGAGCGAUGUCCCACAGUUGAUAGAAGGUUCUGAUUUUGGUCAACUGAUGGAAGAGAUGACAGAAUAUGAAGGCAUAGUCGAGGCAGAGAAAACUCGGGAAAAUGGCUUUACUGAAGUGGAGAACGAUCCUCAAGAUGAGAAUUCCUUGGGGAAAUUGUGGUCAGCACCCGUGGAGGAACUAACAUUGGCGGAGGCUGAAGACAUGUUGGCGAAAUUGGAGGAGUUUAAACCAUCUGAAGACGAUUCUAGCAGCCAACCUCAACAAGACACAAAUAUGUAG
Daucus carota subsp. sativus is the source of this 531-nucleotide messenger RNA. RefSeq names its product agamous-like MADS-box protein AGL62. Gene Ontology annotation, molecular function: DNA-binding transcription factor activity, RNA polymerase II-specific; protein dimerization activity; RNA polymerase II cis-regulatory region sequence-specific DNA binding. The coding region runs from base 1 to 531 and encodes 176 amino acids. The record is from RefSeq and is a predicted model, not a curated record. NCBI's taxonomy places the organism in Eukaryota, Viridiplantae, Streptophyta, Magnoliopsida, Apiales, Apiaceae. Gene Ontology annotation, biological process: regulation of transcription by RNA polymerase II. The transcript has a single exon.